AUGGAGACUGCAAAAAUGAUAAAGCUAGGUAAUGGGUUGUCAGUACCAAGUGUUCAGGAAUUGGCAAAACACACUCUUGCAGAAAUUCCAUCUCGAUACAUAUGCACUGAUCAGGAUUCAGUCAUUAUUGGUGCGUCUGUAACUCAUGAAACAGUUCCUGUCAUCGAUUUGCAAAAUUUGCUGUCUCCUGAACACAUAACUAGAAAUGCUAAUCUGCUUGCUUUAUACUAUACGUUCCAGCUGGUAAACCAUGGAGUCAACACUCUAUUGGUGGAAAACGUGAAAUCAGAGAUUGAGAGGUUUUUUAACCUUCCAAUGGAUGAUAAAAUUAGGUACGAUCAGAAAGAAGGAGAUGGUGAAGGAUUUGGGCAAUACUUUGUGAACUCAGAUGACCAAAGACUUGAUUGGGCAGACGUGUUUUACAUGGUCACCCUUCCUAUACCUCUCAGGGAGACGAUGGAAUCCUACUCAUCAGAGAUGAAUAAAUUAGCCAUGAUUCUCUUCAACAUGAUGGAGAAAGCUCUACAAGUAGUUGAGACUAAUAAAGUUAUUACAGGGCUAUUUGAAGAUGGGUUGCAGUCGAUGAGGAUGAAUUACUAUCCUCCUUGUCCUCGACCAGAGCUCGUCAUUGGUCUUACGCCACACUCGGAUUUUGGCGGUUUGACAAUCCUCCUUCAGGUCAACGAAGUGGAAGGAUUGCAGAUAAGAAAAACAGAGAGAUGGAUUUCAAUACUGACUAAUGGGAUUUACCGUAGCGUUGAACAUCGGGCAAUAAUAAACUCAGCGAAGAAGAGGCUCUCAAUUGCAACAUUUCAUGACCCUAAACUAGAGUCGGAAAUAGGUCCAAUAUCGAGCUUGAUCACACCACAAACACCAGCCUUGUUCACAAGAAUUGGGUUUCAGGAACUUGAGAAGAAAAUGCGUUCAUCAAAACUGGAUGGAAAGUCAUUUCUUGACUGCAUGAGGACCGGAGAAAGUAACUAA
Molecule: messenger RNA, 984 nt
Organism: Papaver somniferum (opium poppy)
Lineage: Eukaryota; Viridiplantae; Streptophyta; Magnoliopsida; Ranunculales; Papaveraceae
Product: codeine O-demethylase-like
Exons: 3
Coding region: 1-984 (327 amino acids)
Source: RefSeq, a predicted model, not a curated record